This is a messenger RNA of Frankliniella occidentalis (western flower thrips), 2090 nucleotides long. Its product is annotated as high affinity cGMP-specific 3',5'-cyclic phosphodiesterase 9A. The record is from RefSeq and is a predicted model, not a curated record. Gene Ontology annotation, molecular function: 3',5'-cyclic-GMP phosphodiesterase activity. Bases 693 to 2090 code for a protein of 465 amino acids. The transcript has 12 exons. Gene Ontology annotation, biological process: cGMP catabolic process. NCBI's taxonomy places the organism in Eukaryota, Metazoa, Arthropoda, Insecta, Thysanoptera, Thripidae.
GCCGCCGCGCCGGGCCGCGAGUUCACUGGUGUACAGGCCGGCAGGCCAGGCCGGCGUCGUCACUCGCCUUCCAUCCGCCGCCCCGGGACCGCCUCGCCGCCGCCGCGGGUCCCGCAGUCGUCGCGGCGCGUCGCGUCGUCGCGUUUUGACGGAUUCGCGCGAGUGUGGUUCGUGUGGUGUGUGUGAGUGGCAGUUGUCAAACGCGCCGCCGUGUGGGCGUUGUCACGGCCUCGUUGUGCGCGAUGAAAAGAAGCCGCGAGUGAUGUGAUGUGAUGUGUGAGAGGCUGUUUGUGAGAUGAGCUGUGCGCUUGAUGUGUUGUGUCCCGUGCAGUGAAGGCAUUUGUGUCAAGUGAUCAGAAAGUGUCUUAAGUGUUGUUUAACCAAGGAUACGUCAACGCACAUUGGAUAGCUUGGAUAAUCUGGAAAAGGAUGGACCGGUCGGUGCCGCCCUGAGGGCCUCGCCCCGAGGCCCCGCCGCCGAGGCCCUGCCCGUGGCCAUGGUAGUGGCCGGCGCUUCCGCCAUGGGCCCCCUGGCCCUCGCCCUGGCCGGACCACCACCGGGCCCGCUCGGCCUCGGCGCUACCUGAUAGUCUGCUUGGCCUCGCGGCCAGGCCUCGGCCAGCGCUCUGGCUACCUCGGCCCCGCCACCACCCGGCCACGGCCUAGGCCACGGCCUCGGAUCUCCCCCAGCCAUGGGGGAGUGCCGGUCCGCCCUGGGCGAGGGGGACGGGGAGGAGGCCGUGUCCCUCCAGGCCCUGCAGGCCCAGAGCCCUCCCCGCGCCGCGCAGCCCCGCGCCGCCCCGCCGCGCGCGCAGCCCGCCAAACAACCUCGGCGGAACAACCGACCGCGCCGCCGCCAAGACGGCCCCGGGGCCCCCGGCCGCGCCCGCAGCGCCUCGGUCAAAGGGGUGUCCGAGGCGGCGCCUCGCCCUGGAGCGACCCUGGAGUCAACACACGGCCAGGACCCCGCUCACAAAGUCGUCCACGAUCCCGAGGACCUAUGCGUCGUCCCCUCCAGGCCCAGUGCAAAGAGCCGCUACGAGCUAUGCGUCGUACCCUGCCACCCCAACGGCAUGCUGCUGGAUCAGGUGGGCGUCGACUUCAUCGCCUUAGAAAACAGGGUGGCUGAACUGGAACGUCAGAUGCGGAUGGACUAUGAAGUUUUGCCCCCCGUCGUUCAAGACCUUAAGCAAGAGGUUACGAGAUUCCGUGCGAAACUUGAAAAGUCCGAACACCUCGGGUGGAUGGGUUACUACAAGGAACUGCCGCCCCCGGAGGACUGCAGGCGGCUCCAGUACCGGCGGCGCAGCCACGAGGAGCAGCGGCGGGUCCGUCAGCUCUUCCUGGAGAUCUGCGAUGUCACGCCGUCGGAGGAGAUCAAGGACGCGCUCAAGACGGCGCUGUUCGACUGCUCGCCGCUGUCCGACCCGGACAUCCUGGCGCUACUCGAGUGGAUGUACCACGACUUCGACCUGCUGCGCAAGUUCCACAUCGACACGCGCACCGUCCGGGCCUUCCUCUACGAGGUCUACAAAAACUACAACGAGGUGCCGUUUCAUAACUUCAGGCACGGCUUCUGCGUCACCCAGAUGAUGUACGCCAUGGCGAGCAGCGUGGACAUACCGUCUAAAGUGGGUGACCUGGAAACGCUGAUACUCAUCACGUCGUCCAUAUGCCACGACCUGGACCACCCCGGCUACAACAACAUCUACCAGAUAAACGCCCGGACCGAGCUGGCGCUCCGCUACAACGACAUCUCCCCCCUGGAGAACCACCACUGCUCCGUCGCCUUCCGCGUCCUGGAGCUGCAGGAGUGCAACAUCCUGGCCGCGCUCGCGCCCGACGUGUACCGGACCGUGCGCGAGGGCAUCAUCCGCUGCAUCCUGGCCACGGACAUGGCCCGCCACAACGAGAUCCUGGCGCAGUUCAAGGACAUCACCCCCGAGUUCGACUUCACCAACAAGUCGCACACGGACCUGGUGAGCGCAGCUUCCUCCAAUGUUUUCCCAGUGUACUGGGUCUUUGAUGAAAAGAAGGAGGACACUUUUUCAAUCAUUGUUUAUGACUCUCAGACUCCUAAUAUUGUUUAA